Ylistrum balloti is the source of this 693-nucleotide messenger RNA. RefSeq lists its product as uncharacterized. The record is from RefSeq and is a predicted model, not a curated record. Bases 1 to 693 code for a protein of 230 amino acids. The transcript is spliced from 4 exons. Lineage: Eukaryota; Metazoa; Mollusca; Bivalvia; Pectinida; Pectinidae.
AUGGGCGAAACCGCGGCUUUUUGUUGUUGUUUCUUGUUCACAUUUUUUGCCGCUUUUCUCCUCCAAGCCAUUGGAUUCUUCUCUCCUUACUGGGUGAAAUGGAAAGAAUGCGAUGCUCAAGGACUUUUCACCUUUUCAACAUCCAAUUCAGCUAAUGAAUGUGUCAAGAAUGGUGAAUACAUCAGUCCAGCAGCCCUGGGACUGCAAGCUUCGUCACUCACCAUUUAUUUGAUGUUCUGGACAAUUUUGUGCUGUAUUGGCAAGGAUAAAGAUGAAGAGUUUGAUUGUUAUGAACUCUAUGGCGGAUGCUUCAUUCUGUUGUAUCCAAUAGCAGGAAUAUUGAGCAUCGCCGGAUGUGUUGUGAUGGGGAACAUUGACGUGUCUGAAUUCUCGUUCGGCUGGUCUUACAUCCUGUGUCUCACCAGUGGCAUCUAUGUCAUAAUUCAGGUCAUUGUGGCAUGUGGGUACAUCUACAAGACAAGGAAGGAUAGCGAUGGGGACGUUUCAAGUCCGCAACAGACUCCUAUCACUGUUGCUACUACGGGGGCGAGCGGGCAGCUAAAUUUAAGAUACGAUGGCCAAGACCGGCAUGUGGCGGUGACUGUGACAGAAAAGGAAGAGUUAGCGAUGUCAAACGGAAUCAUGUUCCUAAGGAAGAUGAGAAUCAUGCAGGUUGUUGGUCUUGUUCGCUGA